AUGGUGCGAUCUUAAAUCUCAAAGAGGAAUUAAACCCUGGCUUGAAAGAAACCCUAGCGAGUUAACUGUAAUCACUUCACAAAAAGACUUUACACUCAAAAACCCAAAUCUCACAUUCCUAUUUAACUAACAAAACCCACGAUUAAAGUUCCAAUCUUUGAUGGGGUUUCUUGGAAGCUUGUGAAUUUGUGAUCAGACGUAUUGGCAUUGAGAACGAGGUUGUUUCAAGUAAUGGAGACCCGAAUCAGAUCUGGGCUUCGGAUACUGCUUCUGAUCGCAGUUUGUAUAAUAGUUUGUGGGUAUUCGGUUUCUGCAGAGACCCAACGACCCAAGAAUGUGCAAGUUGCUCUCCGUGCCAAAUGGCCUGGCACCUCGCUCCUUCUUGAAGCCGGGGAAUUACUGUCUAGAGAAUGGAAAGACCUUUUCUGGGAGUUCAUUGAUGUGUGGCUUAAUAAUGAAAGUGGGAAUACAGAUCCUUACACUGCAAAAGAUUGCUUGCAGAAAAUUUGUAAUUAUGGGAAAUCACUUGUGACUGGACCGUUGGCAUCAGUGUUUGAAUUAUCUCUAACUCUUCGAUCUUCAUCUCCAAGAUUAGUGCUUUAUCAACAAUUAGCAGAAGAAUCUCUUUCAUCGUUUCCAUUGUCCGAUGACCUUAGUACUAGUUCUAUUGAUGGUGGAGUAUCUGAACUAAAUGAAGGCAAAAAAGACAAAAAGGCUGAUUCGUUGCUUGUAGGUGUCAAUCCAAGCAGUCCUGGUGGAAAAUGUUGUUGGGUGGACACAGGUGGGGCCCUGUUCUUUGAUCUCCCAGAGCUGCAAUUGUGGCUUCGUAGUCCGCAUAAGGAUGGAGAUAUAUUUCAACAGCCUGAACUGUUUGAGUUUGACCACGUCUACUUUGCUUCAUCUAUUGGGAGUCCGAUUGCCAUUUUAUAUGGAGCUCUCGGGACAGACUGCUUUAAGGAAUUUCACCUGAGCCUGGUGGAGGCAGCUAAAGAGGGGAAAGUUAAGUAUGUUGUGAGGCCUGUGUUGCCUUCAGGAUGUGAAUCAAAAAGUGGCCAUUGUGGAGCAAUCGGUACUAAAGAUCCCUUGAAUUUGGGUGGUUAUGGUGUAGAACUUGCAUUAAAGAACAUGGAAUAUAAGGCCAUGGAUGACAGUGAGAUAAAGAAAGGUGUUACCCUUGAAGAUCCUCACAUUGAAGAUCUCAGCCAAGAAGUCAGAGGGUUCAUCUUCUCUAGAAUUCUGGAACGGAAACCGGAAUUGACUUCUGAAAUUAUGGCUUUCAGAGAUUCUCUCUUGUCAUCAACAGUAUCUGAGACACUUAAUGUGUGGGAAUUGAAGGAUUUAGGACAUCAAACUGUGCAAAAAAUUGUCCAUGCCUCGGACCCUCUUCAGUCGAUGCAAGAAAUUAAUCAAAAUUUCCCUAGUGUUGUCUCUUACUUGUCUCGUAUGAAGCUCAAUGAUUCAAUCAAAGAUGAAAUACUUUCAAAUCAGCGAAUGAUCCCGCCUGGCAAGUCCUUAAUGGCUCUGAAUGGUGCUUUAAUCGAUAUUGACGAAAUCGACCUUUUUGUGUUGCUCGACAUGGUUCAUCAAGAGUUAUCUUUAGCCGAUCAAUAUACAAAACUGAAGAUUCCUUCAAGCUCAGUUCGGAAACUUCUGUCAACUCUACCUCCUCCCGAAUCCAAUAUGUUUCGUGUUGAUUUCCGUUCAGAACAUGCUCAUUACAUCAAUAACUUAGAGGUGGAUGCCAAGUACAGGCAGUGGCGGAGUAAUCUAAAUGAGCUUUUAAUGCCCGUCUUCCCGGGACAAUUACGCUACAUUCGUAAGAACCUGUUCCAUGCAACCUACGUGUUGGAUCCUGCCUCCAUUUGUGGACUUGAGACAGUUGACAUGAUCAUCUCUUUAUUUGAGAGCGCUCUUCCAAUAAGGUUCGGGGUGAUAUUGUAUUCUACAAAGUUGAUCGAGACACUUGAGGCAAAUGGUGGAGAAUUCCCACUUUCCUCACUUGAAAAUGACAGUCAAAUUAACGAAGAUCUCUCAAGCUUGACCAUACGCCUAUUCCUUUACGUCAAAGAGAGUCAUGGGAUGCAGAACGCCUUUCAAUUUCUCAGCAAUGUAAACAAAUUGCGGAUGGAGUCAGGAGAGGAAGAUGUACCUUUGCUGCACCAUGUGGAGGGGGCAUUUGUAGAAACAAUAUUGCCACUGGCAAAAUCCCCACCUCAAGAUAUUUUGUUAAAGCUGGAAAAGGAUCAAUCUUUCCGCGAACCAUCUCAAGCAAGUUCCUUGUUCAUUUUCAAGUUGGGUUUGGCAAAGCUGGAAUGUUCCCUCUUAAUGAACGGUCUUGUCCACGAUUAUAACGAGGAUUCUCUAAUGACUGCCAUGAAUGAUGAGCUCCCUAGAAUCCAGGAACAAGUUUACUAUGGGCAGAUAAAUUCACGUACUGAUGUUCUGGACAAAUUUUUAUCAGAAAGUGGUAUUCAGCGCUAUAACCCACAGAUUGUUGGAGAUAAGGCAAAGGCUAAGUUUGUUUCUCUGACUGCAUCAUUCCUUGGAGAUGAAUCUCUGCUAAAUAAUAUCGAAUAUUUACACUCAGCUGGAACUAUUGAUGACUUGAAGCCUGUGACUCAUCUUCUUGCUGUUGACGUCAAAUCAAGAAAAGGGGUUAAGUUGCUCCACGAGGGAAUACGUUAUCUGAUGGCAGGUUCUGCAAAUGCUCGCGUGGGCUUUGUAUUUAAUUCCGAUGUUGAUCCUGAUUCAAAUAGCCUCACCUUUAUGAAGGUUUUUGAAAUUGCAACCUCCUCAUAUAGUCAUAAGAAGAAAGUGUUAAACUUUCUGGACCAACUGUGCUCAUUUUACGGGAAUGAGUUCAGGCUCGGGUCUUCUCAAGAUGCUCAAAGCACUCAAGCUCUUCUUAACAAGAUUUCUGAUCUUGCGGAUGCAAAUGGGAUACAAUCUAAAGGAUUUAUGUCAGCUCUUUCUGAAUUUACUGUUGCCAAGCUUACAAGUCACUUAAAGAAGGUGGGCCAAUUUCUAUAUGGACAAGUUGGGCUUGAAAAUGGCAUUAAUGCAGUUAUUACUAAUGGCAGGGUGGUUCGCGUCCCUGAUGAUGUUACAUUUUUAAGCCAAGAUUUGCAUCUUCUUGAAUCUGUGGAAUUUAAGCAAAGAAUAAAGCACAUAGCUGACAUCAUUGAGGAGGUGACCUGGGAUGAUGUAGAUCCAGACACACUUAUGAGCAAAUUCUUAAGUGAUGUAAUCAUGUCUGUCGCAUCUUCACUCUCUACACGGGACCGAAGCUCUGAAGGUGCUCGCUUUGAGAUGUUGAGUGCAGAAUACAGUGCUGUUGUUAUUGGUGGUCAAAAUGCAACCAUUCAUAUAGAUGCUGUUAUUGAUCCUUUGAGCUCUUCUGGUCAAAAAAUAUCUUCACUUCUUCGGAUACUGUGGAAAUGCAGUCAGCCAAGCAUGAGGCUCGUGUUCAACCCAAUGAGUUCCCUUGUUGAUAUUCCGCUGAAGAAUUACUACAGAUUUGUUACUCCGACAAUGGACGACUUCAGCAACACUGAUAUAACGGUACAUGGCCCCAAAGCAUUUUUUGCAAAUAUGCCGCUAUCGAAAACCUUAACCAUGAAUCUUGAUGUUCCUGAAUCAUGGCUUGUUGAACCUGUCAUUGCAAUCCAUGAUCUUGACAAUAUAUUACUUGAGAACCUUGGCGACACAAGGACGCUACAGGCAGUUUUUGAACUUGAAGCUCUUGUUCUUACUGGCCAUUGCUCAGAGAAGGAUCAUGAACCCCCACGAGGCCUUCAAAUGAUACUUGGAACUAAAAAGAACCCCCAUUUGGUUGACACACUUGUGAUGGCCAAUUUGGGUUAUUGGCAGAUGAAAGUGUCACCCGGGGUUUGGUACCUGCAGCUAGCACCAGGUCGAAGUUCUGAUCUCUACAUUAUGCAAGAUGGUCUGGACAUGCGCUCAACAAAGCGGAUCACCAUCGACCGCUUGCGGGGAAAACCAGUUCAUCUUGGAGUCGUGAAGAAAAAGGGAAAAGAACACGAAAAACUACUGAUUCCUUCUGAUGAUGACGAUUCUUCUAGGAAACAAGGUGAUCAGGACAGUUGGAAUUCUAACAUUUUGAGAUGGGCUUCCUCGCUUAUCGGUGGCAAUGUGCAGUCCAAGAAGAGUGGAAGCACUAAAGUGGAUAAUAAUGUAAGCAAUGGGAGAAAGGGUAAAACGAUAAAUAUAUUCUCUAUUGCCUCGGGACACUUGUACGAACGUUUUCUGAAAAUCAUGAUUCUAAGUGUUCUGAAAAACACACAACGCCCGGUGAAGUUCUGGUUUAUCAAGAACUACCUUUCACCACAGUUUAAGGACGUGAUUCCACAUAUGGCACAAGAAUAUGGUUUCGAGUAUGAAUUGGUUACGUAUAAAUGGCCGAGUUGGUUGCAUAAGCAGAAAGAAAAACAACGGAUUAUUUGGGCGUAUAAAAUUCUAUUUCUUGAUGUCAUUUUCCCCCUUUCUCUCGAGAAGGUUAUAUUUGUUGAUGCGGAUCAGAUCGUUCGUGCUGACAUGGGAGAACUCUAUGACAUGAAUUUGAAAGGAAGACCUCUUGCAUAUACCCCGUUUUGUGACAACAAUCGAGAUAUGGAUGGUUAUCGGUUUUGGAGACAAGGUUUUUGGAAGGAACAUUUACGAGGAAGACCAUAUCAUAUCAGUGCUUUGUACGUGGUUGAUUUGGUCAAGUUCCGGGAAACUGCAGCCGGAGACAAUUUGAGAGUGUUUUAUGAAACACUUAGCAAAGAUCCAAAUAGUCUCUCUAACCUCGAUCAGGAUCUGCCAAACUAUGCCCAGCACACGGUACCAAUCUUUUCGCUUCCACAAGAAUGGCUGUGGUGUGAGUCUUGGUGCGGUAACUCCACAAAAGCCCGGGCUAAAACCAUCGAUCUUUGCAACAAUCCAAUGACCAAGGAACCGAAGCUUCAGGGUGCCAAAAGGAUCGUAGCAGAGUGGCCCGAUCUUGAUCUGGAAGCAAGACAUUUCACCUCGAAAAUACUAGGCGAAGGAGUGAGCCCGGUAGAGAAGGUGGUUAGCCCGAUAGAGAAGAUAGUGAGCCCACCGGCUCAACCACAAGAACCCGAAGAAGACUUAGAAUCAAGAGCAGAGUUGUGAAUAUUGAACCAUCGUUAACUAAGCCCGUCUCAUCUAGAAGGUUCAAAUCCGUUUCUUUCUUUUGCCAAUUCCAAACGAACCCGUCAAGAACUUUUCCGGCCCUCGUGUUCUAAAUCCGUCAUUAAAGAGAUUUUUGUACCGAAAAGAGGGCAAAAUUCAAUUCUGAAUCUAAUUAAAUUUUGAUGUUAUUAGGGUACAAAUGUUGAUCAAUUUUGGUGGCAAAUUUGGCAUGGGAUUGAAUUCACAAAUGUAGAAUAUACGACAACGUUUUAUUAUAGAAUAAGACAGCUUUAUUAUGGUUGUACUA
Messenger RNA from Cynara cardunculus var. scolymus (artichoke), 5461 nucleotides. Its product is annotated as UDP-glucose:glycoprotein glucosyltransferase. Lineage: Eukaryota; Viridiplantae; Streptophyta; Magnoliopsida; Asterales; Asteraceae. The transcript has 36 exons. The coding region runs from base 232 to 5154 and encodes 1640 amino acids. The record is from RefSeq and is a predicted model, not a curated record. Gene Ontology annotation, cellular component: endoplasmic reticulum. Gene Ontology annotation, molecular function: UDP-glucose:glycoprotein glucosyltransferase activity.